GCAUGAUUCCUUCUUUGGCCUCAUCGCCUCUCCUCUCCACUAGUCCUGCUAUUGUGUGUCUUUCUGGGCGACCCUCACCUCCCAUCCACCGGUUAUUCCCGCAUUGAACCCCGCAUUUAACCGACACAACAACAGCUGUGCGUGACCGAGCUCAGCCUCCCCAUUGUAAAGGGAAACAGGAUCUCAGUGAAGGACUUCUUAGUUGAUCCGCAUGGGACAGACGGAAGACUGAGAUUCCACGUUCAUAGAGCUGGUCUCGGGUAGUUUCUUCUUAUCCCACGGGAAAUAAAACGCGUUGCGUGGGAGGACGGAAAGCAAGAAGGGGAAAGAAAAAAAAAACGACCACAGAACGCAUGUAGCCGACGCACCACGCGGCUAAGGUUGGUUUUAAGGCUUGACGAUGGGUUGCGUCAGGAGUAAAGAGGCCAAAGGCCCGGCGCUGAAAUACCAACCUGAUAACUCCAAUGUGGUGCCAGUCAAUCCUCACCUGGGUCACUAUGGGCCAGAACCCACAAUGAUGGGUCACUCACCAGCCAUGAAAACACAGAACAGCAGCUACAACAACCAUCCAGCUUCCCUCACCCCUUUUGGUGGAGUUUCUUCAUCCAUGACUCCCUUUGGUGGAGCCUCCACGUCGUUCACCUCGGUGACUGUGAACAACCCGUUCCCGGCCGUGAUCACAGGUGGCGUGACUUUUUUUGUUGCCCUGUAUGAUUAUGAAGCAAGAACAUCAGAUGAUCUCUCAUUCCGAAAAGGAGAUCGCUUUCAGAUUAUCAACAACACGGAAGGCGACUGGUGGGAAGCCCGCUCCAUCAACACAGGAGAGAAUGGUUACAUCCCCAGCAAUUAUGUGGCCCCAGCUGACUCCAUACAAGCUGAAGAGUGGUACUUUGGUAAACUGAGCCGAAAAGACACUGAGCGUCUCUUAUUACUCCCAGGGAAUCAGAGAGGCACUUUCUUGGUACGAGAGAGUGAAACAACAAAAGGUGCCUUCUCACUAUCUUUACGUGACUGGGAUGAGGUUAAGGGUGACAACGUCAAACACUACAAGAUUCGCAAGUUGGAUAGUGGUGGUUAUUAUAUCACUACAAGAGCACAGUUUGAGACACUACAGAAACUGGUGAAGCACUACACAGAACAUGCGGACGGUCUGUGCUACAGGCUGACCGUUGUGUGCCCAACAGUGAAGCCGCAAACUCAGGGACUUGCUAAAGACGCCUGGGAAAUCCCUCGAGAUUCCCUCCGACUGGAAGUCAAACUGGGACAAGGCUGCUUCGGGGAAGUCUGGAUGGGCACAUGGAAUGGUACCACUAAAGUGGCCAUCAAGACGCUGAAGCCAGGAACCAUGUCUCCAGAUGCGUUCCUGGAGGAGGCUCAGAUCAUGAAGAAGCUCAGACAUGAUAAACUGGUGCCGCUUUAUGCAGUGGUGUCUGAAGAGCCUAUUUAUAUCGUAACAGAGUUCAUGGGUAAAGGUAGUUUGCUGGACUUCCUGAAAGAAGGAGAAGGAAAACAUCUGAAGCUUCCACAGCUGGUGGACAUGGCUUCACAGAUUGCAGAUGGGAUGGCUUUCAUUGAGAGGAUGAACUACAUCCACAGGGACUUAAGAGCUGCCAACAUCUUAGUAGCAGAUAACCUGGUCUGUAAGAUUGCCGACUUUGGCUUGGCUCGACUCAUUGAGGACAACGAGUACACGGCUCGUCAAGGUGCUAAAUUCCCUAUAAAGUGGACAGCCCCAGAGGCUGCGUUGUACGGUCGCUUCACCAUCAAAUCAGACGUGUGGUCAUUUGGUAUACUACUGACAGAGCUGGUAACAAAGGGAAGAGUUCCAUAUCCAGGCAUGGUGAACCGAGAGGUCCUGGAGCAGGUGGAACGUGGUUACCGCAUGCCCUGCCCUCAGGGCUGCCCGGAGUCACUCCAUGAGAUGAUGAAGCAGUGCUGGAAGAAGGAGCCAGACGAAAGGCCGACGUUCGAAUACAUCCAGUCCUUCCUGGAAGACUACUUUACAGCAACAGAGCCACAAUACCAGCCUGGAGACAACCUUUAGUCCCGGCAAUUUAACUUAAACUCUAAGGUACAUUGGUGGAAAUCAAUAAAAGAAUUUAAAACAUUUAAUUAAAAUGAAAGGAUUUUAGGCCACAAUGACACUGGCAUAAUGAUUGUCCCUAAUGUACAAUGGGACCAAGUGUUCAAAUGGGUAUAUAAAGCUCUGGGAAACUAUCAGAAUAAAUCCAUAUUACUGGCCACAACACUGUGAUACAGACAGACAAGAGACUUUUUUUUUUAACUUUAUUAACUUUUGAAAUAAGUUGCUUCUAUCUUCUUAGAAAUCCCCUCUUUUUAUUUUUAAGUCACAUAGAUCUUUUAGUCUGAAUCCAGAUCUUUCAUAUGAUCAAGAGUUCCAGGUUGAAUGGCAGAUUAAGGAUGACCAAUAACUGUGGUUAACUUGUAUGUGAUGAGUGUAAAGCAUGUGGUUAAAAAAUAAGGUCUGCUGUAUGAAUGCAAGAAUGUACUGAGAGAUCAAAGCUGAUGUACAUACAGUUUGUAUAAAGAAAUAUUUUUAGACUGUGUGAUGAUCAGAUGGACGUUAAAGAAUAGGAUACCUGUGUUACGAUUGCUUUUCCAUUUUUUUUUUUUUUUUUUCAUUUAUUUUAAUCAUUUCAAUUUGGGGAAUCCUGACACAACUUUUUAAAGAUUUGCAUAGAAUUUUUAAUUUUCAAUUUUCUUUUUUCUUUUAAUUAAAAAUAACACUUUGGCUGUCCAUUUGUAGGUUCCCGUUUAACUUGUCAUCGUUUUGUUUUGUGUGCUGCACAACUCUGCCGAUAACACAAGUAUUUUUGUAAUUUUUUUUAUGCGGUUCAGUUGAA
Molecule: messenger RNA, 2864 nt
Organism: Cyprinodon tularosa
Lineage: Eukaryota; Metazoa; Chordata; Actinopteri; Cyprinodontiformes; Cyprinodontidae
Gene: yes1
Product: YES proto-oncogene 1, Src family tyrosine kinase
Exons: 12
Coding region: 401-2044 (547 amino acids)
Biological process (GO): protein phosphorylation; cell differentiation; innate immune response
Cellular component (GO): extrinsic component of cytoplasmic side of plasma membrane
Molecular function (GO): ATP binding; non-membrane spanning protein tyrosine kinase activity; signaling receptor binding
Source: RefSeq, a predicted model, not a curated record